This is a messenger RNA of Pseudophryne corroboree (corroboree frog), 2887 nucleotides long. It is a transcript of the gene CLHC1, whose product is annotated as clathrin heavy chain linker domain containing 1. The record is from RefSeq and is a predicted model, not a curated record. Bases 672 to 2813 code for a protein of 713 amino acids. NCBI's taxonomy places the organism in Eukaryota, Metazoa, Chordata, Amphibia, Anura, Myobatrachidae. The transcript has 13 exons.
CACACACAUACGUGUCCCCCGGGGCCCGCCACAUGCCGCCCGCUCCCUGUAUCCACCACCGGGCGAGCUGCGGCUGCCCGUCUCUGCCGGGGGCCUCGGCUGCGCGGUGGCUGCUGGGACUUGUAGUUUCUAGGUGAUACCGUGGUAACCUUUACGGCCUUAUAGCAACUCCCCGAGUAUAGGAAGGGUAUCCGGUUAUUACGCCGAUGUUGGGUUAGUGCAUGGCGUGUGUCCGGCCUGAGGUGUAUAGGUGACAGCGGCAGGAGACUGAAUAACGCUGCUGCUAGGAAACUACAUUUCCCACCAUGCCCCUGUGACCCCGCCUGUUCUCAGGGGGCAACGCCCCCUGGCAACCCCCUUAGCAACGGAUUUGUGUACCCAGAUCCCUGUGCCAGAGUCCUGAGGCGUGUGACAGGUACUAUGGCCGGGUGACAGGGCACAUCAGGAUGGCACAGCGAGCAAGGUGGCACUCCCAGGUGUGUAACAUGUCUGCCUCCUUAUCAUACUCCAUGGACAUGUCCCUGCUCAGAGAUUUAACUACCGGUUGGCUGGAAUGGCACUCGCUGGUUGAAGUUUGUGGCACUGCCCACCUCAGCCACUGACAGAUUGUAACCCCACAACGGCCCAGUGACGUGAGGUGUGAAGACAUAUCGGAUAGAUCCUCUGUAAUUAUGAAGUCUUUCCGUGGAAAAGCAAGAACUCCUGUACUCCCACCCAUCGCUAGCGCCAGCGACAAGAGGUUUCUGAUCAGCAUUGAGGAGUUCAUAGACACGGAGGUGGAGAAACUGUCGGAUGCGGGACAGUUUGAUGCAGAGCAGCAGUGUGUUAUCUAUGGACAAGUGUUCGAUAAGGUGAUUGAGUAUUGCACUGACUAUAAAGGUCUACUUACUUCAAUCAAGAAAGAAUAUGAUACGUUUAUUGAUGCCAUCAAACAGGGAGAAACAGAUGCCACCCAUCUUCGUGCCAAGCUAAAGACAUUGGCCUCUGAGCCCACUACACUCGUGUACCACAGGAAAAGAGCAGCGGAGCUGGCAGACAGAAUUGACAUCAUUAAUAAGGAUUCUAUCAGGAUUGAAAGUCAGUUGCAGAAAUUACUGGAUGAAGAGAGAGCAAAGACCCCUCCAGUAGAAGAGACAGGACCCCCACUAAAACCUAUAAACCCAUCAGCAUUGAUCCCAGGGGAUUCAGGGAAUGGGUGUCUACCGUGGCUCAUGACACCUCUGCAUAAUCCACAAGGCCCUUCACAGCACCAAUAUUACGAUGCACACAUUGCCACCCGCAGUGUUGUGGAACGCACUUUUGGAGUGCUGAAAAGUCAUUUUAGGUGUUUGGACUGGUCAUCAGGUACACUACUUUAUCAACCACCCAAAGUAGUGAUGAUCGUUCAGACUUGCUGCAUACUGCACAACAUUGCCCUGGGCCAAGACAAUUAUGCAGAGGAAGGCAUUGCAGCAGUCGUGGAGGAAGCUGAACCUACACGAGUUAGGGCAAAUAGGAAUAUGCGGAGGGGGGAUGUGAUUCGGAAUGAGAUUAUAUGGCUGUAUUUCUCAGGUAUGACGAGGGAAGAUUCUCUCAACAUUGAAGCUCUUAUAAAACACCAGCAGCACUUAGAAGACAGGAGGCAGACAUUAAAUGCUGACAUGAAAACUAAAUAUGUCCCGAUCCAGAGAAAGCAAGAACUGGAUAUAAAGCUCAGCCUCGCUGUACAGGAAAAGGAAGAGGCAGAAUCAGUCAACAGGGCAUUAAUGGACAGCUACAAGAAGAAACGAGUAAUUGCGGAUACAAUAUUAUCCUGGUCAAGAUCUGAUAAAAGUGUUACGCUCUAUGAGACGUUAGGUCAAAUGAUGGCAAAAGAACAUGAAAUAAAAGAUGAUACAGCUUCCUCCAGUGCAUUUGAUGAUCUGGAUCCAAGCAAGGUCUUAGAAGCUGAAUCUUUGUUAGAAUAUGUCGAAAGAUUUAAUGAGCUGUUUGUAAGUGGUCAGUAUAAGGCGGCCGCAGUCUCCGCAGCGCACAGCCCCAGAGGGAUCCUCAGAAACACGGAAACCAUGGAAAGGUUUAAAGCUGUUGUAGUCACUAACGAUGAGAUCCAUCCUCUGCUGUGGUUCUUUGAGGCUCUUAUGGAGACCAGUACUGCUGCCAAACACCCUGUGAAUGCAGCGCUCACACUGGAAGGAGCUAAGUGCGCUCUGUCUUAUGAUCACAUAGAGCUUGUUGUUCACUGGGUAACUCAGCAAAGAAUAACAUUUUCCGAGGCUCUUGGGGAUGUCAUUCGGGAUUACGGAGAGAAGGAGCCACACCACAAGGCCACAUGCCUAGCCCUGGGCCAGCUGAUCUACAGGAAAUGUUCUAGCCUCAGGAAGGCUGCUCUCUGUAUGUGCCUACAAGGCCAAAUCCAAGGGGCCAUUGGCUACACUUACCAGAGCAAACGCUUUUUAUUGGAUGACUACUUGUUCUUGCUGAAGGAGUGUCCUACUGCUGAGCUCAUCAAUGGUCUGACCAAAGAGUGGAAUGAUAAGCCGGCGGCACUGUCUGUUGGGCAGGCCAUGUUGUCUCUGCUCUGUACUGAUCAUAAGGAGUAUGGAUUCCAAAUGCUGGAGAACAUAUACAAGUGUGGGGAGACUUUGGAGCAGGUGAUCCUUAAUGAUGUGGUCUGCACACCAGAAGGAUGGGUAGAAAUUGCUGAGGAAUGCUCCAAUAACAACUACAGGACCAUGUCUGAGAAGAUCAUGUCUAUCGUCAUAUCACAAGAUGGAGUUGUGGAGAUUUCAUCCAAGGAUGAGGAUGCAAAAAUCAUGGAUCACGUGUUUAUGUAAUUCCUGGUACAGAACAGCAGAGGGAGCACUAGCACCAAUUUGCAAAUAAAAUACUGUAGAUUAAAACGUUGGAA